Messenger RNA from Impatiens glandulifera, 2567 nucleotides. Its product is annotated as mannosyl-oligosaccharide 1,2-alpha-mannosidase MNS3. Bases 289 to 2181 code for a protein of 630 amino acids. Gene Ontology annotation, molecular function: calcium ion binding; mannosyl-oligosaccharide 1,2-alpha-mannosidase activity. The record is from RefSeq and is a predicted model, not a curated record. Lineage: Eukaryota; Viridiplantae; Streptophyta; Magnoliopsida; Ericales; Balsaminaceae. The transcript is spliced from 6 exons. Gene Ontology annotation, cellular component: endosome; endoplasmic reticulum; membrane. Gene Ontology annotation, biological process: N-glycan processing; carbohydrate metabolic process.
AAAAGACGACCCUCUUUACAAAUCUCUCUCUUUCUAAUAUGGGUUGAAUCGAAGAAGAAGAAGAAGACAGCUGCUACUUUGCUCCGCAUUGACAGAAUUAUCCAUCAAAUCUUCUAUACCGUAAUAAAUCAUUUUCAUUCUCUCUAGAUUAUUGGCAAUCCGAUCCAUAGGUUUUAGAACACAAUUUUCUCUCUCUAUACCUCCCCCAUAUUCUAAUAUCCAAUUGUAUAGGUUCCCCAUAAUCAUAGGCCAAAACGCGAGAUCCGGAGCUCCAGUUUCCGAUCGAUCAUGUCGAAAACUUUGCCGUAUUCAAUGAAAGAUGUUCGCUACGAUAACGCAAAGUUUCGCCAGCGAUCGUGUUCUCAGGUUCUUUCUCAGGCUAUGUUGUCCUCUAAUGUAAAACGUAACUGUACAAGAUGUAGCACAGGAAGGAUCUUGUUGUUAAUGAUGGUUGCCGGUUUGACAUUUCUACUUUUAAAUCAUAACAAUCAAACUAGUAAAGUUAGCCUUUCAAAUCGUGUUGGAACUGAGGAAAAGGAGAACCUCAAUGCUGAUGGUAGUAGCAGAUUUAGUAAAUUCUGGAGGAAGCCACCGAGAAUCCCUCCUCGAUUAACGCCUGAUGAAAUGAACAGUAACAAAAGCUCCGAGAGUAUUGAUGCAAAGAUUAAGUGGGAAGCCAGACAAGAAGAUGUCAAAAAGGCAUUUAUCCAUGCAUGGACUGGCUAUAAAACUUUUGCAGUGGGUUAUGAUGAACUUAUGCCAAUAAGCCAAAGAGGAAUUGAUGGUUUAGGAGGUUUAGGUGCUACUGUUGUGGACGCUCUAGACACAGCUAUGAUUAUGGGUGCAGAUGAUAUCGUUUCUGAUGCAGGCUCAUGGAUUGAAAAAAAUCUUCCUGGGAGAAUCCGUGAAAAAGGAAACGUUAAUUUGUUUGAGACCACGAUACGCGUUCUUGGUGGCCUACUGAGUGCUUAUCAUCUACAAAUCGGGAAAAACACAGUUCACAAAGGACCGAGUGAAAAUGUCUACCUAGAAAAUGCCAAGAACUUGGCUGAUCGUCUGUUAACUGCUUUCACAUCAAGUCCCACUGUUAUUCCAUUUAGUGAUGUUGUUUUGAAUGAUAACACUGCCCAUACUGCUCCAGACGGAUUGAGUAGCACAUCUGAAGUUUCCACACUUCAGCUUGAAUUCAACUAUCUCAGCUUUCUGACUGGUGACCCGAAGUAUAGCUUGGCAUCGAUGAAGGUUUUGGAACAUUUGAAAACUCUUCCAAAGACAGAAGGACUAGUUCCAAUCUACAUAAGCCCUCAAACUGGUCAAUUUAGUGGGGAGAAUAUUAGGUUGGGAUCACGUGGCGACAGUUAUUAUGAAUACCUCAUAAAAGUUUGGCUUCAGGACCGAGAUGCAAAUAGGACAUAUUUGUAUGAUAUGUAUACAGAAGCAAUGAAGGGUGUGAAGCACCUUCUAGUUCGAAAAUCUGUCCCAAAUGAAUUGGUUUUCGUGGGUGAAUUGCCCUCUGGGUCUCAAGGAUCUUUUAGUCCAAAAAUGGAUCAUCUGGUAUGUUUCCUUCCGGGCACACUAGCUCUGGGUGCCACCAAGGGCCUCAAAAAGGAAACAGCUAUGAAGAACAAUUUGCUAAACUUUGAAGAUCUUGAAAAUUUGAAGCUUGCUGAAGAUCUGGUUAAGACAUGCUACGAGAUGUAUGAAGUAACAUCUACUCGUCUUGCUCCAGAGAUUGCUUAUUUCAACAUGGAGGCACAGUCAGAAGGAGAUGGUCACGAGGGGGGAAACAAAGAGUCAAAAUAUGCAAAGGACAUAAAAAUCAUGCCACUUGACCGGCACAAUCUUUUGCGUCCUGAAACUGUAGAAUCGUUGUUCGUUUUGUAUCGAAUCACAGAAGACCCAAAAUAUCGGGAAUGGGGUUGGGAGAUCUUCAAAGCGUUUGAGAAGUAUACAAAGGUUGAAUCCGGCGGUUAUACAUCUUUAAACGAUGUGACGGUUAUUCCCCCAACAAAAAGAGACAAAAUGGAGACAUUUUUCUUGGGUGAAACACUCAAGUAUCUUUACUUGUUGUUUGGAGACGAAAAUGUUAUUCCUUUGGAUGAGUUUGUUUUCAACACGGAAGCUCAUCCUCUUCCAAUUCAUCCUCAACAACGAGGAGCAACAACUGUCGCCAGCCAAUGAAAUGUGAAUUGAAAUAAAGUUUUUGAACAUAUAUGAUGUGGUUUAUAAGAGAUAGGUUAAAUGUGAAGAAAAAUUGAUGCUGGAAUGCCCAACACGAAGAAAGUCGAGACAGCUGCUCGGAUAUAUUACAGGUUGAGAUCGUUUUUAGGCUAUAAUUUUGCAGUUUCAAACUUAAACAAAAUGCCUAUUGAGUCUAUAAAUAUUGGAACUUUUUAAACUUCUUAUACUUUUUUUUUUGUAAUUCUCUUCCAAAUUCAUAUCACUAUGUUUUUUUUACAACUUCAAAACACUCAGAAAAAUAUUGGUGACUAGCUCCUCAUGUUAAUGUAAGACAGUGAAUUUCAGGUUCAAUUCAAAUUUCAUUGAAAAUGUGUUUAAGUUGUUGA